Messenger RNA from Seriola aureovittata, 3668 nucleotides. Its product is annotated as kelch-like protein 34. Gene Ontology annotation, molecular function: protein binding. NCBI's taxonomy places the organism in Eukaryota, Metazoa, Chordata, Actinopteri, Carangiformes, Carangidae. The record is from RefSeq and is a predicted model, not a curated record. The coding region runs from base 450 to 2252 and encodes 600 amino acids. The transcript has a single exon.
CGGGACGGACCAUGUCUAAGGGGCCAGAAGCGGGCGGGGGUGGGGUCACAGGAUUGGCAGUUGUUAACCUUCCUAUCAUGGUGUCACAUGCUCGCCGCUGCAGACAGAGCAGGACAAAAACACAGAUGGAGAGAGCUCGACUAAGGACACGCACUUUACUCUUUUCUACUUAUCGCUCCUUUCUUUUCCUCUCAUUUCCUGCCUCUUGCUUUUAACAUCUCAUUAUCCUUCUGCUAAUGUCUAAUGAUUCUCUAUGGUACAUCUUUUUUGACUACACUCUCUGCUUUUUUGCUUUUGUGUCUUCCUCUUAAUUUCCUGAGGUUUCCCUCUCACUGCUGCUUCCUUGCACCCUCCUGACUAAGCUCUUUCUGUAACUUGCUACUCAUCCUCUCUUUCCCGCCUUCGAACUUCUGUUCCCUCACCUCCUUUCUUUGCCUCCUCUUUUUUGGAUGGAUAGCUACUCGUGCCUCUACAGUUCCUCCCACAGAACCGGACUCCUCUCCGGCUUCCAGCGUCUUCGCUCUGAGACUAAGAUGUGUGAUGUUGUCCUGGAGGCCGGCGGCGUAUCCUUCCCGUGUCAUCGCGCCCUUUUGGCCAGCUCCAGCGAGUAUUUUUGGGCUCUGUUUGGAGAGACCACCGCAGAGAGAUUAGCGGGCUCCAUUAGCCUCCCGGCGUUAACACCUGAGGGUUUAGAUGCUAUUCUGGAUUUCCUGUAUUCAGGCUGGCUCAGCGUAUCACCCUCCACGAUUCAUGUCGUCCUGGAAGCAGCCAGGUACCUGCAAGUGGAGCCGGCGGUGUCAAUAUGUGAGCGCUUCAUGAUUGAUGGUUUAACCGCUGAGAACUGCUGCUGCUAUGCUAACCUGGCUGAUCGCCAUGCACUAUCAAAUGCACUUGAGGCUGCCAAUCAAACCGUCGCUAUGGAGAUGGGGACGUUGCUGCAGGAAAGCAGGGAUGAUCUCCUCGAGCUGAAUAUCCAAUCACUGAUGGCGGUGCUUGACGCUGACGAGUUACCUGGCGUCAAGGAGGUGGAGCUCAUAAAGCUGGCUCUGGAUUGGCUGGAUGACAACGGACCCCUCCCACUGCUGAAAUCAAAUCUUCUGCUGAGUCGUCUGCGCUUCGGAUUGGUCAAAGCUUCUGAUCUCACCAACCUUAACCACAGAGCCAUGGUCACGCCUUUGAUCAGAAGUCAGCUGACUCGAGCCUUGGAGUAUCACAGGAUGGGUUCAGCUCAGCCAAUCAGACAGAGCAAGCAGUCGACACUCAGAGCCUCGCCAAAUCGUGUGCUGCUCGUGGGUGGGGGGUCCAGCGCUGAUUGGCCAGAACAGCAGGUGUUGGCGUUUGAUCCAAGAAGCAAGAAGUUUUCAUCUCUGAGUUCCUGUCUCCCACUGCGACUGAGAAAUCACUGCGUGUGCUCAGUGGGAGGUUUCCUCUUUGUGAUCGGAGGGGAGGAAGUGAAAGAGGGAGACGAAGAUGGGAAAAAGUCAGUCACCACAGCAACAACCAACCAGGUGUGGCGGUAUGAUCCUCGCUUCGACUGCUGGGAGCAGGUGGAGUCCAUGCUGGAGAGGCGGGCGCAGUUCACCUGCUGCGUGGUGGAUGAUGUUAUUUAUGUCACCGGGGGACGACACACACGACAGGACACCGACACACACACCUCAGUAGCCUCUGUUGAGUUUUAUGACAUGACCACACGGGCGUGGAGGAGAGGAGCAACGAUGCCUCGCCCUCUUUACGGCCACGCAUCUACCGUGCUUGACAACAGCAUCUAUGUGUCAGGUGGUCUCCCGGGCAACCAGGGCAGCGUCCAUGGCAGUAACCAUGGUGAUAACCAGGAUGAAAACAGGGAGAGCAGCAGAGAGUUCCUGCAGUGGGACCUCAAAAGCAGAGUCUGGGAAAAGAGGGCGUCCAUGUCUAUCGCCAGGUUCAGUCAUCGCUUGGCAACCGCCCACGGCUACAUCUACGCCCUACUGGGGAUGUACGAACCUUUCUGCGAUAUAGAACGAUACGAUUCGCAGUCAGACCACUGGGCACGCCUCAGACCGCUUCUCAUUGGCUCCUUCAACUACGGGAUGGUGUCAACGCCGUCUGGGAAUCUGCUGGUAUUCGGAGGGAGAAGGUGGAGCGACGGACAGGAGGUGAUCAUGAAGAGUGUGUUGGAGUACGACACAAAAAAAGACAGCUGGAGAGAGAUCUGUCAGCUCCCCAGACCUCUCACUGGCACUGAGUGCACACUGCUACCCCUGCCUGACUAGAGUGUAAACAAUGAGAGAAAAUAUUUCACAAAUUAUGUGAUCCGGUGCCUAUUGAAGCUCUUACACUUACAAGUAGCUGCAAAUUAAUCUUAAAAUGCUGCGAAUAAAGCGCACGCGGUAAAAAUAAUGACAUGAAAAUAUCAGAAAAUUGGACUCUCAAUUUUUGUAUGUCGACGUUGCUCAACAGUUGAACAUAGGAAACUAGAACUAAUGGGUUUCAGUCAUAAAAGAAACAAAUAGAAAAGAAGAGUAUUCCUCAACAGUAGAGAGCUUUGUGGCCUGGGUUAGGGAAUGAAACUGGGUUGUCAGAGAUGAAAUGUUCACCCACUCCAGCUUUGACAGCUCUACUCUCCUACCCACUGUAUAUUUCAAGCUGUUUGCAGUCCUGUCUCAUUAGAGGAGAGCAGGUGUGCAUCAUUAGUUUGACAUUUUCAGAAAUAUGCACUUUCUUGCCGAGAAAAGAUUGACACCACUCUCAUGCCUGCACGAAGCUAGAACCAGGAGAGUGUUAUCUUAGCUUAGCAUAAAACACAUAAUCUCCUGUAAAAUCACAACUUGGCAUUUUUGCCAAGUUGCUCUGUUUUUGUACAGACAGAACAAACAAGAGAUAAAGUAAAGUAUUAAGAGGUGCUGGUAGGUGAAUUUUCUUUCCCACCACAGAUACAAGUUACAAAUAGUAUAGUUAGAUGACAUUACUGUGCAUUAAAUAUGAAGCUACAACCAGGAGACAGUUAGCUUAGCUUAACAUAAAGCACACAAACUCCGACUGGUGACUUUACACUUAGGUUUUUGUAUGGAUUACACAAAUCACAUACACCAUCUUUAUUGGUGAGCUGUCUCCCUUACUAGUGUUUAUGCUAGGCUAACCCUUACUAGACUUUAUGCUAAGCUAACUCUACUACUACUACAUGACAUUUUGGGAAAAACAUUUGCUUUUUAAGCAAAAGUUAGAUGAGAGGAUCAAUGUCACUCUCACGGAUUUUUGUUAAACAUAAAGUUAAAAAAAAAGGCUAAAACCAGGUUUGUUAGCUUAAACUACUGCAAUAAUUUACCAUAAAACAACAUGUUGUUCUACACUUUCUUUUAACAUAUAAACAAAACAAGAUAUAAAAUGUUAAUUAGUGAGUUUUAUUACUUAUAGGCUGCUUUUUUGACCUUUGGAUGCAGCCAGGCUAACCGUUUCCUCCUUGUUUCCAGCCUUUAUAUGCUAAGCUAGCUAACUAUCUCCUGAAUGGUUCUAGCUAAUGUACAGAAUGUUUUCUACAGAAGAUUAUCUUAUAAUACUAUCUUGUAAAUGUUGGCAAGAACGCAAAUAAGUUGUUCCCACGAUGUUGAACCAUUCAUUCAAGAAAAACACGUCAAGACUUACAAAAUGACACAGGCUGAGAGGGGCAUUUUUAUUGUAUUUUUGUUGGU